Emiliania huxleyi CCMP1516 is the source of this 402-nucleotide messenger RNA. RefSeq lists its product as hypothetical. The coding region runs from base 1 to 402 and encodes 133 amino acids. The record is from RefSeq and is a predicted model, not a curated record. Gene Ontology annotation, molecular function: MAP kinase kinase activity; ATP binding. Gene Ontology annotation, biological process: protein phosphorylation; MAPK cascade. NCBI's taxonomy places the organism in Eukaryota, Haptophyta, Isochrysidales, Noelaerhabdaceae. The transcript is spliced from 2 exons.
AUGCCUCUCAAGAAGCCGAACCUGCGGCCGCUCGCCAUGUCGCUCGAGCGGCAAAACUCGGUGCAGAUGUCGGACACCGGCUCGCUCGCGCUCGACAACUUUGUGAUCGGCCGCAACGGGAUCACGCAAUCGCCGCUGCAGCUCGGAGAGCACGACCCGCACCUACGGCUGCAGGACCUCGUGAUGCAGCGCCAGCUGGGCCGGGGCAUGUCCUCAAAGGUGUACCUGAUGGUUCACCGACCGACCGGCAAGCCGGUCGCCGUCAAAGUGCUGCAGUCCAACGCGGAGCAGGACCGCGAGAGCCGCCAGAUGGUGCUCAACGAGGUGCGCACCGUCUUCGCCGCCCGGUCCGACCACCUCGUCGCAUUCUACGACGCCUUUCACCACGAGAUAAAUCCUUGA